This is a messenger RNA of Thelazia callipaeda (thelaziosis nematode), 762 nucleotides long. NCBI's taxonomy places the organism in Eukaryota, Metazoa, Nematoda, Chromadorea, Rhabditida, Thelaziidae. The record is from the annotation of a GenBank genome assembly.
AUGAAUGUAAAGAAUGGUCAAAGUGGACAAAUAACAAAAAUAGAAAAUGGCUGUGUGGACAUUACGUUUCUAAGAAUGAUUAUCUACUUUUUCAAUAUUGUAUUUUAUAUUAGUUCUGCAGCAUUUAUUGGAUUAAGCAUUUGGAUUUAUAUCAUGAAAUUUACAAUGUUUGGAUCAUUUUUUGGUGAUACAAAUUAUGCAAAAUGUAUCAUUCUGUGCUUUAUUAUCGGAUUCGCAGUAUUUUUUACAGCUUCUAUUGGCCAUUGUGCUAUUUUCAAAAGGAAACGGUCACUUAUGCUCUUAUAUUUAAUUUUGGCACUAUUAACACUGCUAUUUGGAUUAAGUUUAUGCAUUUUGGCUUAUAUCGAUAUUGAAAGAGUCGAAGAUAAUCUCGGAUCAAGUUUACUCAUGUCAGUAAUCCGUGAUUACUCUGACAAGGAUGAUAUUUCUAAGUCACUUCAGUAUCUGCAUCGAGAGGGUCACUGUUGCGGUUCGCAAUCUUUUGAAGACUGGCGAAAUUCUAUUUGGUGGCAAAAAGUGAACAGUGUUGCAAACGUCAAACAGCGUUCUUUUGAUUUUGCUGUUCCAGAAUUCUGUUGCCGCAAGGAAGGACCAGAGUGUGGACGUCGUGACCACCCUUCCAAUAUUUAUUAUGACGUGAGAUAUUUCGGAUGUUUGCAUUAUUUAAUAAAAAUAACACAGCAACAGUUAUUAAUAAUAAGUGGUGCAGGAGUAGCACUUACUAUUGUACAGGUUUGUUGA